Paecilomyces variotii is the source of this 1369-nucleotide messenger RNA. RefSeq lists its product as hypothetical. Bases 237 to 1082 code for a protein of 281 amino acids. The record is from RefSeq and is a predicted model, not a curated record. The transcript has a single exon. Lineage: Eukaryota; Fungi; Ascomycota; Eurotiomycetes; Eurotiales; Thermoascaceae.
AUGACAUGCAUCAUAAAUUCAUAAUACAUAGUUAGUUAAAAUUAAUACUUCCGACAUCCCGUAACGCCGCCGAAUGCCGGAAUGCCAAGGAAGCUUCUCGAUCUAGUUAGUACUGUAAGAGUUAACCCGCCAGAGCUUAACUUUAUCGCCAAACACGAUAAUGAUCUGAUCACCACCUGGUCUGGACCAACUCGUGAGCUUUUUUCAACCAGGGAAAACAGAAACAAUAACCUGUGAUGGACGCUCCACGGAACCGAAAACAGCGUCGAGCUGCUGCUAAAGAACCAGACUCCUUCGAUCCGUCCUCCAUCCCUCUGGCGCGACCGCCACCCCCGAGCCAGAACCAGAGGACGAAAACGCUCUUGGAGAUCGCCGAGGAGAGGCAGCGGGAACUGUAUCGUCUACAUGGCCAAGAUAAUUCACAGGAAACUGGAGAGGGAAACGGAACUGAAACACAAAGGGGGAAGCAGGCGCAGUUCAUGCGGAUAGGGCCCGAUGGAAAUCUCGUUCCUGUGCCUUCUUCUUCGUCUUCACCAAAUGAUAAUGAUAACGACGAAGAUGCGACUGCAGACCCUGAUGACGCCAUCUCGCCCUUCAUCGAUACCCUUCUCCUCUCGAUCCCGCUCUCCGCCAUGCAUCUCACACUCUCAUACCUCGCUGCGCAUCAGUAUGCGCAGGAUAUACCCGUGAAGAAACUCGUUAACGAAUCGGUCUUCGCUGCGUUGCCCGUUCUCACGUUCCUGAUCCAUCUUUCUCACGGACAUAUCAUCUCCUUUGGGAAGACAGAUAGAGGCUCGAAGCAGCCCCCGCGUCUAUCUGAUUUGUCCUUUUCAUCGAUCUGGAAAUUAAUAUUUCCACCUACGUUGCGCACACUCGUGUUCCUACCGCUGGCGGUGGCCCUGGGUGCGAAGCUCGUCGCACUGACGAAUGACGCGGGAUAUUAUGCCGUGAUGAAGAGAGCUCCGUCCAUCGGGACACUCUGGGUGUGGUCUGUACUCGAGCUGUCUGCCGGGGCAGCAGCUAUUGGGGUCAUAGUCCCUCUCGCAUGGGGUGUGUGGUGGAUGGGAUAUACAAUCAUUUAGCGUGUAGUCGCUUGUUACGACAUAGCGUUCAUAAUUUCUGCGUUGUAUACGGAGUUCAAAUGCUUGGAAACUAAUCAAUCAUAAGGGUGGCGCUUCGCGAUUAUCUGAUGGUGUUGAGGAAUAUAUCGCCGACUUUUCGUAUUUGGGAUUACCCUCGAGUACUACAACAAAUCGGGGUUUCCUCUCUUCGGGCAUCGUAUAUCCUGUUUGAUUCAUGUCGGCUUUCUCUGAAGCAUUGCGGGUGUUUACAACGGGGAUAUCAAAAGCAGUGAUUUGUUUCUCCGUUC